UAGUAGUAGUAGUAGUAGUAGUAGUAGUAGUAGUAGUAGUAGUAGUAGUAGUAGUAGUAGUAGUAGUAGUAGUAGUAGUAGUAGUAGUAGUAGUAGUAGUAGUAGUAGUAGUAGUAGUAGUAGUAGUAGUAGUAGUAGUAGUAGUAGUAGUAGUAGUAGUAGUAGUAGUAGUAGUAGUAGUAGUAGUAGUAGUAGUAGUAGUAGUAGUAGUAGUAGUAGUAGUAGUAGUAGUAGUAGUAGUAGUAGUAGUAGUAGUAGUAGUAGUAGUAGUAGUAGUAGUAGUAGUAGUAGUAGUAGUAGUAGUAGUAGUAGUAGUAGUAGUAGUAGUAGUAGUAGUAGUAGUAGUAGUAGUAGUAGUAGUAGUAGUAGUAGUAGUAGUAGUAGUAGUAGUAGUAGUAGUAGUAGUAGUAGUAGUAGUAGUAGUAGUAGUAGUAGUAGUAGUAGUAGUAGUAGUAGUAGUAGUAGUAGUAGUAGUAGUAGUAGUAGUAGUAGUAGUAGUAGUAGUAGUAGUAGUAGUAGUAGUAGUAGUAGUAGUAGUAGUAGUAGUAGUAGUAGUAGUAGUAGUAGUAGUAGUAGUAGUAGUAGUAGUAGUAGUAGUAGUAGUAGUAGUAGUAGUAGUAGUAGUAGUAGUAGUAGUAGUAGUAGUAGUAGUAGUAGUAGUAGUAGUAGUAGUAGUAGUAGUAGUAGUAGUAGUAGUAGUAGUAGUAGUAGUAGUAGUAGUAGUAGUAGUAGUAGUAGUAGUAGUAGUAGUAGUAGUAGUAGUAGUAGUAGUAGUAGUAGUAGUAGUAGUAGUAGUAGUAGUAGUAGUAGUAGUAGUAGUAGUAGUAGUAGUAGUAGUAGUAGUAGUAGUAGUAGUAGUAGUAGUAGUAGUAGUAGUAGUAGUAGUAGUAGUAGUAGUAGUAGUAGUAGUAGUAGUAGUAGUAGUAGUAGUAGUAGUAGUAGUAGUAGUAGUAGUAGUAGUAGUAGUAGUAGUAGUAGUAGUAGUAGUAGUAGUAGUAGUAGUAGUAGUAGUAGUAGUAGUAGUAGUAGUAGUAGUAGUAGUAGUAGUAGUAGUAGUAGUAGUAGUAGUAGUAGUAGUAGUAGUAGUAGUAGUAGUAGUAGUAGUAGUAAUUAA
This is a messenger RNA of Schistosoma margrebowiei, 1114 nucleotides long. Lineage: Eukaryota; Metazoa; Platyhelminthes; Trematoda; Strigeidida; Schistosomatidae. The record is from the annotation of a GenBank genome assembly.